This is a messenger RNA of Colletotrichum higginsianum IMI 349063, 975 nucleotides long. Its product is annotated as Catalase. The transcript has a single exon. NCBI's taxonomy places the organism in Eukaryota, Fungi, Ascomycota, Sordariomycetes, Glomerellales, Glomerellaceae. Bases 1 to 975 code for a protein of 324 amino acids. The record is from RefSeq and is a predicted model, not a curated record.
AUGGCGCCGCAGGGGGGCCAAGAGACGCGGCUCACCUUCGUCAUCGCCUGGGACGAAGAGGUCUGGGACGAUCUCAGCCCAACAGAAGAAGCGGCCAUUUCUGUAAGCUUCACAUCACGUUUGCUUCUGAUCCCGGACCUUCCGCCUUGUUGCUCACAACAAAACAGGUCUUUACCGCCCGAGAUCCGCAACGCCAUCUACGCCUACGUACUCACCGACUCUGGCAAAGAUCUGUUAACCUACUGCGGCAUGUUUCUGCAACUUGACGACCGAAGGCGAGGGCGCCACUUGGAUCUCUCGAACCACGAGCCGGAGAAAGUAUCCGCCCGCAUCCUGCGGACCUGCCGGGCCGUCCACGACGAGGCCUCGGGGAUACUGUAUUCCGAAAACACCUUCUUCGCGCUGGGCCUGCACGAGCUGCGUCAGUGGCUGCAGGCCAUAGGCCCGAGAAACCGCGGGUUCCUGCGCCGCGUCCUGGUGGGAUGGGACUACAGGGCGACGAGGCUCCCCCACGCCCAUCUCGGCACCUCCGCGCACAGGCUGGAAUACUGGGAGAGCCGGUCCUACCCGUGGUUCAUUGAAAUAUCGCGGGCGAUCAGCGAUCUCCUGGCCGACUCCAAGGGCCUCGAGGUGCUGCACAUAUCGUACCUCUCGCGCACCCCGGCGUGCGUGCUGCCGCCGGUGUCUUUUCACCGGUGGCAGGCGAGGAGCAACAGCAUUCUCCUCCGCUACCAGUACGUGUACUCCCGGAGCACCGCCGAGGCCUUUUACGACGGCUUCCUCCCCCUCAUCACCAGGGGCCUGGAGAACGGGAGGACGCCGGAGCAGAUGAGCCGCGUCUUGCUCGGCUCGCACUCGCGUAUCGAGGUGCCGCGGACGCAAGGGCAUUGGGAGGGUGCUAUGACUCAACUUCAGGAGCUGGAGGAGGCGCAAAUGCAUCUCACGUUGAUGAUUGACAGGUACCGAGAGUGUUGA